GUGUGUGUGUGUGUGUGUUUGGGGACAGUGUGUGUAUCUCUGUGACCUUUGAUCAGCUCAGAACAAACAUGGCGUUCGUCAGCGGAGAGACGAAGCGACUCUUCAUCCUACGACUCCUCAUCGCCGCUAUCCCAGCAUGCACUGGGCUUCCUGGAGGCGUGUUCGUCAGCAGACCGGAGGCGAGCGUCUUCCUGCAUCGAUCUCGUCGGGCGAACUAUCUGUUUGAGGAGCUGAAGACCGGAAACCUGGAGCGGGAAUGUCGAGAGGAGAAAUGUUCGUACGAGGAAGCGAAGGAGAUCUUCCCCGUCCAACAGCAGCUGGAGGCGUUCUGGAGGACGUACACAGCGGUGGAUAUGUGCCUGAAGUCUCCCUGUAAGAACGGCGGGACUUGCACUCGACACGUCAGCACCUACGUCUGCAAAUGUGCGCCUGGCUUCCACGGACAGAACUGCGACAAAGUGAGGUUGAACUCCAACGGCUGUCGAUACAGAAACGGCGAAUGUGAACAUUUCUGCAAAGAGUCACGUGAUCGCACUCCGAUCUGUUUCUGCGCUAGCGGUUACGUCCUGGACAAGAUGGACAACAGCACCUGCAAGCGUCACGAUGCCGUCCCCUGUGGAAGACAACAGGUCCACUUUGCCCCUCGGGUCGUUAAUGGGAUGAUGUGUCCCAAAGGACAUUGUCCCUGGCAGGCUAUGCUGACUAGAAACCACAGCUUCGCCUGUGGGGCGAUCGUCCUCUCCGAUCAGUGGAUCCUGACUGCGGCUCAUUGUGUUUGGGGGCACGCCAACAACAACCAUGUCUACCACGUCGUCGUAGGUGAGCAUGAUCAGAGGAUAGAGGAGAAGACUGAGCAGAAGCGUCGCGUGGCUAAAAUCUUGAUGCACCAGAACUACAACACCACCAGCUACGACUCCGACCUGGCGAUGCUGAAGCUUCACCGCCCCGUCAAACUGGGACUCUACGUGGUUCCCAUUUGUCUCCCCGCUCGGAACAGCACCUUCGGCCGGACACUGUCGACAAUCCGGUACUCAACUGUUUCCGGUUGGGGCCGCCUGGCACAAUUCGGCCCCCCAUCCACAAUCCUCCAGCGCCUGGUGCUGCCCAGAGUCCCGCUGCAGGAGUGUCGCCUCCACACCAACCUCAACAUCACCAGGAACAUGCUCUGCGCCGGGCGGAGGACUGGCGGACAGGACGCCUGCGGGGGCGACAGCGGCGGCCCUUUGGUCACACGCUACAAGAAAACGUGGUUCCUGACGGGCGUGGUGAGCUGGGGGAAGGGAUGCGCCGCAGAAAACCUGUACGGCGUCUACGUUAAAGUAGGCAACUUCCUGGACUGGAUCCAGAAUAUCAUGUCCACCGGUUGAAACCGGUUCAGAGUCAGAAAACCAUGAAUUCAAUGAAAGAGAAAGUUAGAAAGUUAGAGUAUAAGAGAGCGUUAGAAACAUAGACAGAGUUUCAAUUUGAGCUUAAAAAUGACACAAAGACACAAAUGAACAACGUGGUGCUUUUUCCAUUUCAGUCUAGCUUUGUAAGACGAAUCAGUCGUGAGCUUUCUCCUACAUAACAAACAUCUAAAGCUAUUAAUCUGUGACUCAUGUAAAAUGCUUUUGACUCAACAUGAAGGAUUUAUUUGAGCCAGCGACAUGUUUGUUGAAAAUAAAAUAAAAGACCAAAAGUA
This is a messenger RNA of Scomber japonicus (chub mackerel), 1681 nucleotides long. It is a transcript of the gene f7l, whose product is annotated as coagulation factor VII, like. Bases 69 to 1367 code for a protein of 432 amino acids. Gene Ontology annotation, cellular component: extracellular region. Gene Ontology annotation, molecular function: serine-type endopeptidase activity; calcium ion binding. The record is from RefSeq and is a predicted model, not a curated record. The transcript has 8 exons. NCBI's taxonomy places the organism in Eukaryota, Metazoa, Chordata, Actinopteri, Scombriformes, Scombridae. Gene Ontology annotation, biological process: proteolysis; blood coagulation.